Messenger RNA from Fraxinus pennsylvanica, 3315 nucleotides. NCBI's taxonomy places the organism in Eukaryota, Viridiplantae, Streptophyta, Magnoliopsida, Lamiales, Oleaceae. The record is from the annotation of a GenBank genome assembly.
AUGGGGACUGAAAAUUCUAACCGUCCAAACUUCCCGUUUAGACCAGCUGUAACACCCUUUGCUACUCCUCGAAGUACAACUCCUUUUACAUCAUCUGGUUCAAUAGUUGGAUCAGAAGCCUCUGCCUUUAGGCCUGCCCCUCCCACUGCAUCUCAAUUUCCAACACCUCCCAUCUCAUCUGGGUCUUUGGUUGGAUUAGAGCACCCUAGCUUUGGACCUCCGCUACCAGAUAGGUCCAAUGAACCAGUCAGGCCAUCAUCUUUACCACCAUCAUAUGGCCUGCCAACAGCAGGACCUUUCCAGCGCUUCCAAACCCCACAGUUCCCCUCGGCAGUUCAAGUACCACCAGGUCCACCUCCGCUCACAUCUCUUGUGGGCCAGCCAGUUGCACCCUCACCAAGUAGACCUCCUGGAGGUCCUAUUUCAUCUUCUCCUGUCUCUCUUCUUCCUCAAUCCCAAAUGCCUUCAAUACCAAUGGGAUCUCCUCCUCAAAGCAUGAAAGUUGGACAAUCAUACACAAAUGUUUCUCCUCCAUCUAAAGAUUCAAUCUUCUACCCGCACAGGCCACAUCUUCAAUCAUCAUUACCACCGCCACCUCCAAUGGGGCCAUCUUACAUGGCUGCCGGAGGAAACUUCCAGCCAACUGUUCCAGGGCACCCUAAUACACAAUCAGAUUCUGCUAUUUAUGCUCCACCUGUGCAGGCUGUCCCAUUGUCUUCACAGCAAGGAGGCUAUGGUCCUGCUGCAUCACUGGCACCAUUUUCCUCUCCACAAAGAGGUUAUGUGCCGACUUCACCUGUUGUAACUCCAGCAGGGCUCUAUUCUAGGGACCAGAUGCAGCAUACUGUCAUUGCACCUCCAAUGGGUGUUUCACAGGGUUUGGCUGAAGACUUUAGUUCACUCUCUCUUGGAUCGGUACCAGGAUCUUUUGAUACAGGACUUGAUCCUGAAACAUUGCCCAGGCCAUUGGCUGGUGAUGUGGAGCCAAAUUCUUUGGCUGCAAUGUACCCCAUGAAUUGUAGUUCUCGAUAUAUACGCCUCACAACAUGUGGCAUACCAAAUUCUCAGUCCUUGGCAUCAAGGUGGCAUUUGCCUCUUGGAGCUGUUGUUUGUCCUCUUGCAGAAGCUCCUGAUGGGGAAGAAGUUCCGAUUGUUAAUUUUGCUACAACUGGCAUCAUUCGUUGUAGAAGGUGCCGCACAUAUGUAAAUCCAUAUGUCACAUUUACUGAUAGUGGAAGAAAGUGGAGGUGUAACAUAUGUUCAUUGCUUAAUGAUGUUCCUGGUGAAUAUUUCGCACAUUUGGAUGCCAGUGGCAGAAGAGUUGAUUUGGAUGAACGACCUGAGCUUACCAAGGGUAGUGUUGAGUUGAUUGCUCCAGCUGAAUACAUGGUUCGGCCUCCAAUGCCACCACUGUACUUUUUCCUCAUUGACGUAUCAAUAUCUGCAAUUAAAAGUGGAAUGCUUGAGGUAGUAGCACAGACUAUCAAGUCUUGUUUGGAUAAAUUGCCUGGUUUUCCCCGUACGCAGAUUGGGUUCAUAACUUAUGACAGCACAAUACAUUUCUAUAAUAUGAAGUCAUCUUUAAUGCAGCCUCAGAUGAUGGUCAUCUCAGAUUUGGAUGACAUAUUUGUUCCAUUGCCAGACGAUCUUCUCGUCAACUUGUCAGAAUCUAGAAAUGUGGUGGAUGCAUUCCUUGAUAGCUUUCCCUCCAUGUUCCAGGAUAACAUGAAUGUGGAAUCUGCGUUUGGUCCAGCUCUUAAAGCUGCAUUCAUGGUUAUGGGGCAACUUGGUGGUAAGUUGUUGAUUUUCCAGAAUACAUUGCCAUCACUGGGUGCUGGCCGUCUACGACUGCGAGAUGAUGCUCGCAUCUAUGGAACAGAUAGAGAGCAUACACUAAGAAUACCAGAAGAUCCGUUUUAUAAACAGAUGGCUGCUGAUUUCACAAAGUAUCAGGUUGCGGUGAAUGUAUAUGUAUUUAGUGACAAGUACACCGAUAUAGCAUCCUUAGGGACACUGGCAAAAUAUACAGGGGGUCAGGUUUAUUAUUAUCCUAGUUUCCAAUCUGCCAUUCACAAAGAUAAGUUGAGACACGAGUUAACCAGAGAUCUUACUAGAGAAACUGCAUGGGAAUCUGUCAUGCGCAUAAGAUGUGGAAAGGGUGUGCGUUUCACAUCUUAUCAUGGGAAUUUUAUGCUAAGAUCAACUGACUUAUUAGCACUUCCUGCUGUUGACUGUGAUAAAGCUUAUGCAACACAGUUAUCUCUUGAAGAAACACUUCUGACAAUGCAGACUGUGUACUUCCAAGUUGCUUUACUAUAUACAUCAUCUUCUGGAGAAAGGCGUAUCAGGGUACACACGGCAGCAGCUCCCGUUGUUACCAAUCUUGGAGAGAUGUAUCGCCUAGCUGACACUGGGGCCAUUGUUUCUUUAUUUUCCAGGCUAGCGAUUGAGAAAACUCUGUCCCACAAACUGGAAGAGGCUCGGAAUGCUAUUCAACUUAGGAUUGUCAAAGCCCUUAGAGAAUAUCGAAAUCUUUAUGCCGUUCAGCAUCGCUUGGCUGGAAGAAUGAUAUACCCAGAAUCACUGAAAUUCUUACCCUUGUAUGGAUUGGCGUUAUGUAAGUCUACAGCCCUUCGUGGUGGAUAUGCUGAUGCUUUGCUUGAUGACCGUUGUGCUGCUGGGUAUACCAUGAUGGCUUUACCUGUUAAAAAAUUGCUGAAACUUCUCUAUCCUCACCUGGUUCGCAUAGAUGACUACCUUAUCAAAACAUCCCAGAUUGAUGAAUUUGGCAUCGUUUCAAAGAGGUUACGGCUUACUGCAGAGAGCUUAGAUACCAGGGGCCUUUAUAUUUAUGAUGAUGGCUUUAGGUUUAUCAUAUGGUUUGGGAGAUCACUUUCACCUGAUAUAUCAAGGAAUUUACUUGGAGAAGAUUUUGCUGCGAACUUUUCCAAGGUUAACCUGUCUGUGCAAGACAAUGAAAUGUCGAGAAAGCUAAUGAGGAUACUUGAAAAAUUUCGGGCGACUGAUCCAUCAUAUUAUCAAUUUUGUCAUCUUACAAGUCCAGCAGAAUGCAUAAUUUACAGGGAGUAUGUUUGGCUUGUUACAAAUCACGAUCUAGCUGACAGGCAAUCUAUGUUCCAACUUAGUGAAAUUGUUGAACACAUCGGCUCCUCAAGUACCAGAUGCUAUAUGCUUCGUGGAUUCAAAGUAUUUUUAUUGAUGAUAUCUUUCGUGAAUCACUGGAUUCCAAGUAGAAGACGUUCAGAGAGGAAGACUCUUUCAAGGACUCUUAGCAAUGAUUUAGCACCUGUGUGA